This is a messenger RNA of Giardia duodenalis, 1251 nucleotides long. RefSeq lists its product as uncharacterized. The record is from RefSeq and is a predicted model, not a curated record. NCBI's taxonomy places the organism in Eukaryota, Fornicata, Diplomonadida, Hexamitidae. The transcript has a single exon. The coding region runs from base 1 to 1251 and encodes 416 amino acids.
AUGCGCAAAGUUGAUGUGCUUGUUAUCGGCAGUGGCUCAAAGGCAAUUGCAGUUGCAGACCAUGCCCUUUCGUUGGGCUUGAGUACUGCUAUCGCAAGCACAGAAUCUGUAACAACUGGUAAUCAACAGCCAAUGCAUGAAAUCUAUGAAUGUGCUACUCUUAGUCUGGAUGUGAAGUCACGGAUUUUACAAGCAGAAGGUGGUGCAUAUAGGGUAGAACUGGGCUUUGUAUCCUUGAUUAUAGCACCCGAGCCAGCUGUAGGUCUACAGGCAAAGAACAGUAAUCUUCAUGAAUCGCUCGAAAAUUCAAUCCACACUUUGAGGAAAGAUGACGACCAAUGCCAUGAGAGAUUCUUCACUGACGAGUGCAUGGAGAUAUUGAUAAUAAGAAAUGCACAAAUAAUUACAGAGCCCAACAGCUUAUUAAAUCUGUGCAGCCCAUCGGUACUUGAGUACUUACGGGCUAGUGCCAACUUGAAAAUCCAUAUUUAUGACUUCAACCGUGGCGAUAAUCCAGACAACCUCCUCGAAACUUGUCAAAUUUAUAGACCUAUAGACCCGAUAUCACUGGCCAAGAUAUCAACAGUAACCAAAGGCGAAAAACGAGCAGCACUUUCCAUCUACAAGGGCGCAUGUGGAAAGAAUCAAACAUUUCUCCAAACAAAUGUUCCUAGAGUAUAUGUGCUAAGGGUAUCGUAUCCUGCUAUUCAACAGGCUGACGAGAUAUUUCGGAGACAGGUGUUUCCCUGCCACCUGUAUCAGCAGAAACAUCUCCAUAGCAGAAUGAGCAUAGAGUACAGCCCCGGGCGCAAAGUCAUGCUUUACGGACAACAGCAAAAAACCCUAUGCAAGAACCGCAGCAUGUGCAUAACCGUGCGGCUCCAAACAAGGGGAGACCCUGAGCAGAUCUCAGAGGUAUAUCUAACUCAACUCGGUGUUGUCUUGGGAUUUGCUCUGUUUCUCCCCGAGAUGACCGACCUGGUUACCCCUCUCAUGCUUUGCUGUGAUAAUAGUUUCUCUAUCGUCCGUCUCCUCCACUGCCAGAAUAGUACACCCCAAGAGGUUGACGAAAGGCAGGCGCAUUUGACAGAACUGGUAUUGGGUUAUUAUAAGGAAACAUCUAGCGAUAGGACAGUCUAUAAAGCUUUACAGAUGUCUUUUAGGCAUCGAGGAAUAGUCAACGCGCUACUGCUCUUCUCACCUGUUCUCCUUCUUGCUGCUCUUAUGGUAUGCGCCCUUCUAAUUUUCUAG